GAGAUGUUGAGUGACAGCUGUCCAAUAGAGACCCUCAGUGCUAGGAGGGCUUGCAGCUUAAGCGCCUCCGCGGUCUGAGGAAUGUCAACUAUUCAACAUGGAGGCGGAGGUCGAUAAGCUGGAACUGAUGUUCCAGAAAGCUGAUUCUGAUUUGGAUUACAUUCAGUAUAGGCUGGAAUAUGAAAUCAAGACUAAUCACCCAGAUUCAGCAGGAGAGAAAAAUGCAGUUACAAUUUUAAAGGAAUUGUCAGCAAUAAAGUCUCGAUAUCAAGCUUUGUCUGCACGCUUUAAGCCAAUUUCUAUUGAGCAAAAAGAAAACCAGAACCGUAUUUGUGCUACUCUGAGCAAGACAAUGACCAUGAUCCAAGAACUACAAAAGCAGACAGACCUGGAGUUAACUCUUCUGACUGAAGAAGAGAAAGCUGUGACAGAGCAGUUAAAAUCUCACAUGCCGGACUUAUAAAGACAUGGAAUUUUAAAAAGGAACUCUAAUGGAGCAAAGAUCAAUUCAAAAGACAUUCAGCGUGAUGUCCUAUUGAUGUCAUUAAUCCAUCAAGGGAUUGGAAGCUGCUAAAAACAUUUGAGAUUUUCCUUGAUCAUGACCUUUUAAUAUCAAGAAAUUACAAGAAGGGUAUAUAUCAUAUGAUCAAAAGCCAAGAAGGAUGACAUGGGAAUAAAGAAAUUUAAAUACAUGUUAA
Phodopus roborovskii (desert hamster) is the source of this 698-nucleotide messenger RNA. It is a transcript of the gene Ska2, whose product is annotated as spindle and kinetochore associated complex subunit 2. Gene Ontology annotation, molecular function: microtubule binding. The transcript has 4 exons. Gene Ontology annotation, cellular component: spindle microtubule; outer kinetochore. The record is from RefSeq and is a predicted model, not a curated record. Gene Ontology annotation, biological process: chromosome segregation; cell division; mitotic cell cycle. Lineage: Eukaryota; Metazoa; Chordata; Mammalia; Rodentia; Cricetidae. Bases 98 to 463 code for a protein of 121 amino acids.